GUUCGGGAGUAUUAUGGUCUGUCGGGAAUUCAGAGUGUGGCUGCUGGGACUGGAGAAAAAUAUCUGCUCUGCUAACGUUAGCGUCCGCCGAGCUAACGGUAGGUAGCACUGGAGUAAACAUGGAGCUGUCUGCCGUCGGGGAGAGGGUGUUCGCUGCCGAGUCUAUCAUCAAACGAAGGAUAAGGAAGGGUCGGAUUGAAUACCUUGUGAAAUGGAAGGGCUGGUCUCCCAAAUACAGCACUUGGGAACCCGAGGAGAAUAUUUUGGACUCCCGCCUGUUUGCCGCUUUUGAGCAGAGGGAGCGAGAAAGGGAGCUCUACGGGCCAAAAAAGAGAGGACCAAAACCCAAGACGUUUCUGCUCAAGGCUCAGGCUAAAGUUAAAGCCAAGUCCUAUGAGUUUAGGAGUGAGGCAGUCCGAGGGAUGCACAUCACCUACCCAACCCCAGAGCCGGUUGUCACCUCCAGGGCCAGAGAGGGCCUGAGAGCUGUUGUUCCCACCAUCUUCCCACCAAGUACUGUAAACCGUGGAGAAAGUGUACGUGUCCGACUGCCUGAACUGAACACCCGUGAGCACCACCAGCCUUCCCUUCAGCAAAGCAGCCCAGACGGACUCAUUCACAUACCCAAAAAAAGAGGCCCGAAGCCUAAGCCCCGCUUCAAGGACAGCAGCUGCAGCCCUGCGGUCUCUGAGCCCCACAAGAGGAAAGUGGAAGAGCAGUUGAGCCACAGCCACAAACUGGCUAAGUUCCAGGGGGGUGAAGAGAUGAGGCUGGUCAAAAUGGCCCACAGACAUCCAGAGAAUCACGGUCAUAAACACCACCAUCACCACCACCACCAUCAUCACCACGCACACAUCAGGGGACUCUCCGGUGGAACCUCCUACAAGCAGCUCUACUCAGACCGCAGCCUGCAUCCACACAGAACAGACAUGGACAUGCACAGGACUAAGGACAGCUCCAGCUACUUGGCACCUCCGCACUUCAAGCACCAGUCCAAAAUGAGCCAGAGCCUGAGCCGCCCCGCUGAGCUUCCACAGAUGGAAAGGCCUUACUUCUUGGAUAGGCCGUCCCCGACCAGGGUCGUCGAUGACGACUUGGGUGAAGUGACGUGGAGGCCCUCUCUUGGCAACGUGGAAAAGGUCCUGGUUACAGAUGUGACCAGCAACUUCCUGACCGUCACUAUCAAGGAGAGCAACACUUCAAAAGGGUUCUUCAAAGACAAAAGAUGAUUUCUUGACUGAUUUCUUCAUGCCACGCUUUGUUUUCUCUGACUUGCACCAGAAUCACUCUGAAGUUUAUACGACAUAGUGUGUUCAAUAAGCAGUUUUGUAUGUACUGUAUAAAAGCAAAAUACAUAAUGUGCAUACGUGUAUAUAUUAAGUUGGACAUCUGUUUAAUAUGUCAACCAAAUUAAAUGAAGUCCAUUUCACAGCUUGCACUGGUUAAACAUGAACGAGUUUCAUGUUUCCUUUGCAGCAGCUGGCUACCUUCUGUACAGAGCCUGUGAAUAUUACUAUUUUGCAACUGUAACUAACGAGAAUGUAUUUUCUUGCUAGCAAAUUGUGUGAAGUGAGGCCAGGCCUAGAUUUAAUAUUCAGCCUGUGGCUGGAAUAUUUAGCUUUAAUUGGAACCAAUUAGACUGAAUAUACCCUUUUCAAUUCAAUAGGGUUAAUAUUUAAAAAUGUACUCAAGCACUUUGAAUCCAAAAGUAUUAAGAAAUCAGUUUGUGUUGUGGUCAAAAACAGAGUCUGUCUCGGAGUUCAUAAUGUUCUAACAUUUCUAAUGAGACAUAAAUAAAUUACACAGAUGAGUUUUCCCAAUGUGUAUAACAUUUUCCAUUAACAUAGGCUAUAUUUUACAUUUUCAUAGAAAUUUUUCAUGAAGCUUUAAUGUAUUAAUAUAAUUACAGAGUUGGUGUCAAAUUGCUUUUUAGACGCUUUUCAAUAAACCCUUGGACUCUUCUCA
Micropterus salmoides (largemouth bass) is the source of this 1965-nucleotide messenger RNA. RefSeq names its product chromobox homolog 8b (gene cbx8b). The transcript is spliced from 5 exons. NCBI's taxonomy places the organism in Eukaryota, Metazoa, Chordata, Actinopteri, Centrarchiformes, Centrarchidae. The record is from RefSeq and is a predicted model, not a curated record. The coding region runs from base 120 to 1229 and encodes 369 amino acids.